GAUAGGCACAAUUCGGACGUUGAGCGUGUCCUUGACCGCAUCGCGCUCAGUGCAACACUCUCCUUUCAUCAUCCUCUGUGCCAUCGUGCAACUAUGUUGACCACGACAUCGCAGUGCGUGCGUCUUCCUCGUGCGCUGGCGUCGCAGAAGCGCGCCCUGCAUGAUCUAGUCACUCUGCCGUCUGGCAAACCAGCUAUUCGCUAUGGUCCUCCUGGGAGGAGUGCUGUUACCGGAAAUGUUGCGACCGUUUUCGGUUGUACGGGCUUCCUUGGGCGUUACCUUAUAGCAAAGCUGGCGAGGGCGGGUACUCAGGUGAUCGUUCCAUAUCGUGAAGAGGACAGCAAGAGACAUCUGAAGGUUACUGGGGACCUCGGACAAAUUGUAAACAUGGAAUGGGACCUGCGCGAUGAGAAUCAGAUCGCAGAGUGCCUUCGACACUCGGAUAUCGUUUACAACUUGGUUGGACGUGACUACGAGACAAAGAACUUCAAAUUCUCUGACGUGCAUGUUACUGGCGCGGCACGGAUCGCUAGAAUAGCAAAGGAGUCAGGUGUAACUCGAUUCGUUCAGGUCUCACAUCUGAACGCAUCACCCGACUCGACGUCACAAUUCUACAGGACGAAGGCCGAGGGCGAAGAAGCCGUCAAGGAAAUUUUCCCGACGGCUACCAUUGUAAGGCCGUCCGCUAUCUACGGCUAUGAGGAUCGUUUUCUCAAGAACAUGGCCGUAUGGCCCAUCUGGUGGAAGCUCAACCACAUGCAAACUAGGGUCCGCCCAGUACACGUCAUGGAUGUCGCCCAAGCUCUGUCCAAUCUUAAUGAUGUCCCAGUGCUCCCAGGCACGCUUAACCUACCAGGUCCUUCCGAGUUGACUCAUGAAUAUCUUCUCAACCUCGUUUCUCACGUCACUUAUCGACCUUUCUCUCGCGCCCCGGUCGUUCCCAAGCGUAUUGCAAUUGUGCUUGCUAAAGCCGCUCAGUCAGUUUGGUGGCCAGCCCUGAGCCCCGAUGAAGUCGAAAGGCGAUACAUCGACGACGUGGAUGUUCCCGGUGACUGGGACAAAGUUGGCCUUGAGCCAGGUGAAAUUGAGGACCAUGCCAUCACCUAUCUCAGGAUGUACCGUUCUGCGGAGAACUACUCACGUCCCGUGGUCCUGCCCGCUUCUCGAGAAUCAUCGUACGAUCUUGCAUAGUGUGGUCGUGGAACCUUUGCACCCAUGUGUGACUGCGAGUCACUAAUUAUAGUUCCUCAAUACAUUUGCAUGAGUAUGCUCCCUUGGCUGUCUUCUACAAGAGGAAGCAUCCAAGUCUAGAUUGUAAACUUAAAGAAACCUCGGUGAAAUCGAACAUCAUCCAACGCUGUUAAGUGAUGUCGUCGCGUUUAGUAACCGUAAGAAGUAUAGUGCUCAUCCGCUCAAGCACAGUGUAGACAAAUCUCGGCAUAAUCAAACAGAUCUCAUGA
Messenger RNA from Somion occarium, 1460 nucleotides. NCBI's taxonomy places the organism in Eukaryota, Fungi, Basidiomycota, Agaricomycetes, Polyporales, Cerrenaceae. The record is from the annotation of a GenBank genome assembly.